This is a messenger RNA of Zootoca vivipara (common lizard), 4228 nucleotides long. The record is from RefSeq and is a predicted model, not a curated record. NCBI's taxonomy places the organism in Eukaryota, Metazoa, Chordata, Lepidosauria, Squamata, Lacertidae.
AGUUCCUGCCUGGCACCAUCCAUCAGCAGGGAAUUCCAAUGGACCACAAAGAUAAAAGUCAAUUUCUUACAAAGUGCAGAAUGGGAGUCCGGAUCGAAGCUGGUUUCCGGAAGGAAAACGAACGAUGAAAUAAUUGCAUUGGAGGUCCGCACCCUCGGUUAUGGCUGCCAGCUCACAGGGGGGGCAUUGGCCGCCAGGAGCCACCCCGCGGAGUCCCCCCUCGGCCAGAGCCUCCUGGCGAUAUCGGCUCAGCUCAGCCACUGCCGGACAGUCCUCCGGCUCUUCGACGACCUCUCCAUGCUCGCCUACAGCCGCCAGUACGGCCUGGGGCCGAAGGAGGAGGACCCCGCCGUCCGCUGGCUCUCGGUAGCCAACAAUGUGGCCGACCAGCUCUACUACCCCUGCGAACACCUGGCGUGGGCAGCGGACGCCAAGGUCAUUCGGGGCGACUCGGGGAAGUGGUGGGUGCUCAGCACCCUGCUGUGGGCGACCUCCCUGCUGCUGGGAAUCGCACGAUCCCUGAGGAUCUUGUGCCGGCUAAGAAGACGGCGGCAGAAGCAGGCCAGCAAGGACUCCCUUCAGAGAGUGAGGGCGCGAGCCCGGGCCGAAGCCUUGACCGUUGCCGGCAACCUGGCGGACCUCUGCAAUGCCGUCCACUGGCUCCCCGCAGGGGUGCUGUGGGCCGGGAGGUUCCCCCCGUGGCUCGUGGGGCUGCUGGGGACCACGUCGUCCCUCAUUGGAGUCUACCAGACCUACGCGGGGGGAGCCGCCUGAGAGGAAGCAGCGUCCCGCCGGGGCUUCAGAGGAGACCAGACAGACGGCACCCUCAAAAUUCCUGUCAAGGCCACGAAAAGGGGAGCCAGAUUCCUUUGCAGCGCUUUCUGCCCUCGGAAACCCUUUCCCCGUGGGGCAAAGCCUUCCCCCCCCCAUGGCCAUGGGGCAAGAAGACUCCCUCGCAGGCACGAAUUGAAAGCCCACCCGAUGCACACUGUGUAAACCGGUCACGGGCAACCUAAUAAAAUGCAGAGAUAUGAAGUAUCCUGCAAACCGGGGUCAGGGGAGGGGAGCCUCCUUUAUUGCUCGCGACCCCCGCAAAUGCCUCCUCCCCUUGACCCACGGAUCCUGCAUGGGUUGGGGGGGCUGGCUUGGCAAGCCAGGCAUAGGUUCCAACUCCGGACGCAGCAAGGAGGUCCUUCAGUCAUGAUUCUGUCCCCCCAAAUCCCCCCCCUGCACCCUUAACAUUUCUUGUUCCUGCACUCUUAAUCCCUAGAACUGGAACAGGAUUGGGGGUUGGGGGUGGCACUGUGGGUUAAACCACUCAGCCUAGGGCUUGCUGAUCAGAAGGUCGGCGGUUCGAAUCCCCGCGACGGGGUGAGCUCCCGUUGCUCGGUCUCAGCUCCUGCCAACCUAGCAGUUCAAAAGCAUGUCAAAUUGCAAGUAGAUAAAUAGGUACCACUCCAGCGGGAAGGUAAACGGUUUUUCCGUGUGCUGCUCUGGUUCGCCAGAAGCGGCUUAGUCCUGCUGGCCACAUGACCCGGAAAAACUGUCUGCGGACAAACGUCGGCUCCCUUGGCCAGUAAAGCGAGAUGAGUGCCGCAACCCCAGAGUCAUUCACGACUGGACUUCACUGUCAGGGGUCCUUUACCUUUAGGGGAUACCCUGGUAUCAAUAGGCAGGGAGUUCCAGUGUGUCUGCAGCCUCUUCCCAGCCCCAAAUGCGGCAAAGCGCUCCUCCGCAGAUUCAGGGAAAUCUCGCCGUUUGGCAAAUGUCUCGUUUGCGAACAAACCUCACCCAGGUCGCGGUGUGCCUCUAGUCCCUGUUGCCAAGGCCAGUUGGGCUUGGGGGGGGGCACAGGACAUCCCCAAACAGCCCCAUUUAUUGGGGAGCCAAAGGGUAUCCCGCUUCUCGGAGGGAGUCAGUUUGGCUGCUCCUUUUUAAGGUGGACAGUGCCCUGGCCAUAGGUUGUUUGUUUGUGGGGCUUGGGGGGGCAGCAAGGAGGUGUUGGGGGGCUUGAAUUUGAGGAAGGAUGCCCAGCACCUUUAGGAAAGCCCCACCUGAAACCCAGGAGAGCUGCCAGCCAGUGCGGGCGACACUGAGCUAGCUGCGGUUUUCCUCCCUGGCAGCGGGUUGGGAUGGAUGACCCCUGGGGUCCCCUCCCGACACGGCACAAGUGCUGCGCUCGGAAGCACGGGCACUAGGAACUCGCUUUGGUUUUGUGGGGAAGGAGCACAACUUGGGGGUCGUGGCACGCAGGGAAGGGAAAGGGAUGAGGCAGGAUACGUUCAAGGGCACUUGUGGGGAAAUUGCAGAAUAAAAUUGGUGUGAGGUUUCAAGCACCAAGGAAGAACUCCCUGACCGCCGUCGCUGUUGGGGUUGAAGGUGGUAGACUCUCCUUCCCGGGAGAUUUCUAUGGCCCUCUGUCCUGGAUGAUUUCGCUGAGAUUCCUGCAUUGCAAUGAGGCUGGGCUGGAUGACCCUUGGGGUCCCUUCUAACGCUACAAUUCCAACUUGGAGCAAGUCCCAGGAGGCACCGCUGGGCAGGCGAAGUGGAAAGAGGGCCUCUGUAGAAACGCUGCUUGUAUGCUAAAGGGCUUCCCACCCCCUGGGCUCUUCCUGCUGCACGAGUGGUCAGCGCAGGAUGCGGCCCCCGGAGAAAGCAAAGGCAGGAGCAGGGGAACGGGAAGAAGGAAGGCUGUUGUGCAUGUGUACAAAAGGGAGGCAGGUCUCUCCGGGGACUUGGCCCCAGGGAAGGGGGGAGCUUGGGGUUCAGCUCCUUCCACUUCCGAGGCUGCUGGAUCAGGCCGAAUAGGGCCCCACGUCUGCCCAGAUGCCCCCCCAAACAGGACGUGAGAGCGGCAGGCUUUUCUGCCAUGCUAAGGUAGACUGGCUCUUUCCAGGGAGGCUCUGCUCGGGAAUCGCAAGAACCCCAGCAGGUUGGGUCUCCCUUGGAAGGUUUUUAAACGGAGAUUUGGGGAAGGGGGGGGGGAAUUCCUCAGCCGCGAUUCCUUCCUGCUCAACAUGCAAGUUGUAGCAACCAGGCAAAAGGCAAUAUAUAUAUCUAUAUUUAUUCAUUUAUUUAUGCACGGGCCAACUCUCGCACCCAAGAGGGUCUCAAGGAGGCUUACACAUAGUAAACAAAUAAAUAUUCAAAACACAGAGCAAUUUUUCCCGGGGGGGGGGGCAGCGGCAUCAGAGGGAAAUAUUUGUCUUUUGGGGACCUCCCCCCCCCCCCGAGUUGGGUAGUCUCCUGUCCUCGGCUGCAUGUGGACUGUGCCUGCUCCCCCCACCCCCGUGAAAGGCAGCAGGGGGCCCUUUAAAUUGCAACUGGUCCCGUCCCCGAAGGGAGCUCCCCCGAGAGAGAAAUCUAAUAGCCAAGCAGAGCAUGGACAGGUCAGCGAUUGUGUGCAGAAAGAGGGCUUCCCUUUCAAUAAAUGCGGAGGAAAGGCGCAGUUAUUACACGAAAUGGCCCCCCCCUCGAUGGAAGGGCGGCUGGGAGCCUCUUGCGCCGGGGGGCUCGCCCUUUCCGACGCCCCCUGAGGACCGAGCACAGAAGCCGCAACUUUUGGGGAAGCGCAGGUAUUUGGGGAGGAGCAAAAGGCUGAUCUCACAUCGCUGCGAGGCUGCAGUCCAAAACUCCCCCCCCCCAAUGUUAAGCGACCUUUCAGGAGGCGAGCAUUUGCGGGAAGCAGGGGAAGAUAGUGGCACGGUCCGUUCCAAAAGGAUCCCUUGGUGGCAGAGAGGUUCUAAGCCGGAGCAAAUAAAAAAAUCAAUUGGGGAGGGGAUUCCUGCAAAGGAAGCAGAUGAGCAUUUGGCGGCGAGAGGAGCAAGGGACGCUCCUCGUUGGGUUGGACCCAGGAUACGCUGGCAUGCGAGAAGCCAGAUUUUGGGGGGGGGACGACGACAAGAGUCAUUUGCCACAAAGUUGGACGCCCCUGCGUGGCACCUGGCAGAUUAAGGAAGGCAAACCCCUCUGCCCAUGACGAUCCUGUUCCGUAUCGCCGCAAAAGUUCCCCUUCACUGGGCAUCUCUGUGCCCGCCGAGGCCUGUCUUUGGAGGAAGCGGGGUCCCCGCUCCGCCCUGGAACCUCUGUUGGCAAACUCUGCUCUCUCUCGCCUGCUGCGGAAGGUGCUUAAAAAAUGACAGCGAUGCCACGGAGAGAGAGCGUGAGAAGUCGGGGUGUCCGUGGGCGGCCAAGUGACUGUCCGGUGAAAGACCCCUUCUCUCCCCCC